Molecule: messenger RNA, 3952 nt
Organism: Brassica rapa (field mustard)
Lineage: Eukaryota; Viridiplantae; Streptophyta; Magnoliopsida; Brassicales; Brassicaceae
Product: probable leucine-rich repeat receptor-like serine/threonine-protein kinase At3g14840
Biological process (GO): protein phosphorylation
Molecular function (GO): protein kinase activity; ATP binding; protein binding
Source: RefSeq, a predicted model, not a curated record
AACUGAAUAUGAUAUUAUCAGUAAAAUCUGUAUAUAUUUUUUUUUAUUAAUUAACAACCCCAAUUAUCAUGAGAAAUAUAUUUAAAUAAUAGUAUAUAGAUUGGUAGAAUUAGUUAAUAUAUAUUUAUUAAUUAAUUAUCCUAAAUAUCAUAAUCAUAUAUAUAUAUAUAUAUAUAUAAUUUUAAAUAAUUAUUAUUUAGACUAAUGAUUUAUCCUAAAAUUAUGGAGCAUAUGACAAAUCAGCAAAAUUCUCUUUUCAAUUAAUAGUAUAGAUAAAAUUCGAUAAGAAAACAGAAUAAACAAAAAUAAAAAUAAAUUACUUUUUAUAGUUAUUUUUGUUUAUAAUAAGACAUAUGCCAGGAUAAUAAAGAAUAUCUAUACCAAUGGUCAAUUAUUUUGAGAAAAUGCUCAAUAACUCGCUGGCCUCCUUUGUUUUUCUCAAACUGGCCUACUUUGUAUAGUUUUUGUUUGCAAGUUGUAAUAAAAUGACCAAAAAAAUAUAUUAAAACUUACAUAAUGUUAUUUUAAUAAUGUUGACUUACUUAUCGUUCUAUCUCUCUCUCCCCAUUUCUCAAAUAUCUUCGUCUCUCUCCCCAAUUCGUCACAUAGACAAACCAACCAAUUCUUCACCCUCAUCGCAUCUCAUCACACCACCGAAAAACGCUGGUUUCGAUAAUGUCGUUCAAUCUACUUCUCUUCCCAUACUUUAUCCUCUUUCUCAUUCUCUCCGACUUCGCGUAUUCUCAAACAUUACCAAAACAAGAAGUGGAUGCUUUAAGAGCCGUAGCGACGGCGUUGAAGAAGAGUAACUGGAAAUUCAAUGUCAAUCCAUGCGACCUCACUUCUUCUGAUGGUGGUUGGAGAAAUCCUAACGCCGGCAAAGGAUUUGAAGACGCCGUUACUUGUAACUGCUCCUCCACCGUUUGCCACGUCACCAGCAUAGUUCUCAAAGCACAAGACCUCCAAGGAUCUCUUCCUAAAGAGCUCGCUGGACUUCCUUUUCUGCAAGAGAUUGAUCUAUCUAGAAACUAUCUCAACGGUUCCAUUCCUCCCGAAUGGGGAACCUUGCCACUGGUAAACAUCUCACUGCUUGGAAACCGGAUAAGUGGUCCAAUCCCGAAAGAGAUUGGAAACAUUACAACUCUUACGAGCCUUGUCUUGGAAUUCAAUCAGAUCUCAGGGAAAUUACCUCCAGAGCUCGGGAAUCUACAGAAAAUUGAAAGAAUACUUCUUAGCUCGAACUACUUGACCGGGGACAUCCCAAGUACAUUUUCAAAACUUACUACGUUAACUGAUUUCCGUAUAAGUGACAACCAGUUUAUUGGAGUUAUACCAGAUUUCAUCGAGAACUGGAUAGAACUUGGAAAACUGGUAAUUCAAGCAAGUGGUUUAGUUGGAACGAUUCCUAGUACCAUUGGUCCUCUUGGAAAGUUAACAGACUUGAGAAUCAGCGACUUGAAUGGACCUGGUUCUCCAUUUCCACCACUACAAAACAUGACAUCGCUGAAGACAUUGAUUCUUAGGAACUCCAAUCUUACAGGAGAAUUACCUGCUUAUCUUGGAUCAAUCACAACGUUAAAGCUCUUAGAUCUUAGCUUUAACAAACUAAGUGGACCAAUCCCAGAAACAUAUAGCGCUCUUUCGAAUGUAGAUAACAUUUAUUUUACAAGCAACAUGUUAACUGGGGAAGUACCAAGUUGGAUGGUAGACAAAGGAGACAAGAUUGAUCUUACUUACAAUAACUUCUCCAAAGAUCCAAGAACUGCAGAAUGUCAGAAGAAUUCUGUGAAUAUGUUUUCAAGCACAAGCCCUUUAGUGGCAAAUAACUACUCAAACGUUUCUUGUCUGAGCAACUACAUAUGUCCAAAGAGUAAGUCUUUGAAGCUAUAUAAUUACAUUAACCAUAUAGCUAAAAAUAUAGUAGUGCAUCUGAUUUAUCUUUUGUUUAUGUUGUCAGCUUUCUAUGGCCUUCAUAUAAACUGUGGUGGUAAUGAACUAACAAUCAACGGGACUAAGUAUGAUGCUGAUACAUCAGAUAGACCAAUCUUCUAUAACAGUAGAAACGGUUGGGUUUCUAGCAACACCGGGAACUUCUUAGAUGAUGAUCGGUCUCCCAAAGAAGUAACCUUAUGGACAAAUAGAUCAGAGCUUAAGAUAGCAGAACCUAGGCUUUAUACACAUGCCCGUCUCUCGGCCAUCUCCCUUACUUACUAUGCAUUGUGUCUUGGAGAAGGAAACUACACAGUUAAUCUUCAUUUCUCUGAAAUUAUGUUCAGUGACAAUGAAACAUAUGGUAGUUUGGGAAGACGGUUCUUUGACAUAUACGUUCAGGGUAAACUUGAGGUUAAGGAUUUUGAUAUUGUGAAUGAGGCAAAAGGUGUUGGAAGAGCUGUUGUUAAGAGUUUUCAAGUUAUGAUAACAAAUGGGAAGUUGGAAAUAAGAUUGUUUUGGGCUGGUAAAGGAACUCAAGCUAUUCCUUCAAGAGGUGUAUAUGGCUCUCUCAUAUCAGCUGUAUCAGUAGAUCCAAAUUUUAUUCCUCCAAAGGAAGCUGGCGCUGGAACUGGAGUUGGAAGCUCUAUUGGCAUUGUAGUUGGUGCUGUAGUUGCUUCUACGGUAUUUCUUGUGCUUUUAAUCGGAGGUAUUUUAUGGUGGAGAGGCUGCUUGAGACCCAAGAGUCAGAUGGAGAAGGAUUUCAAGAACUUGGAUUUCCAGAUUAGUUCCUUCUCCUUGAAGCAAAUCAAAGUUGCUACAGACAACUUUGAUCCAGCAAACAAAAUAGGAGAAGGUGGCUUUGGUCCUGUACACAAGGGAAAGUUGACAGAUGGAACCGUAAUUGCAGUGAAGCAACUAUCAUCUAAAUCAAAGCAAGGGAACAGAGAGUUCUUGAACGAGAUUGGUAUGAUCUCCGCAUUACAACAUCCACAUUUGGUUAAACUAUAUGGAUGUUGCGUUGAAGGUGGCCAGCUCUUGCUAGUCUACGAGUACUUAGAAAACAACAGUCUCGCAAGAGCACUUUUCGGUCCUCAAGAGACUCAAAUACGGCUAGAUUGGCCAACGAGGCAGAAUAUUUGCGUCGGGAUAGCAAGAGGAUUAGCUUACCUCCACGAGGAAUCAAGACUCAAGAUUGUACACAGAGACAUCAAAGCCACUAAUGUCUUGCUGGACAAGGAACUUAACCCAAAAAUUUCAGAUUUCGGUCUUGCAAAGCUUGAUGAAGACGAAAACACACACAUGAGCACACGAGUUGCAGGAACAUAUGGAUACAUGGCUCCAGAGUAUGCUAUGAGAGGUCAUUUGACAGAUAAAGCAGACGUAUACAGCUUUGGCGUCGUGGCUCUUGAAAUAGUUCAUGGAAGAAGCAACACGAGCGCACAAUCUAAGGCCGAGACCUUCUACCUCCUUGAUUGGGUACAUGUUCUAAGGGAGCAAAACAAGCUGAUGGAAGUAGUAGACCCGAGGCUUGGAACAGAUUACAACAGAGAAGAAGCAAAGACGAUGAUCCAUAUUGGGAUCCUCUGCACCAGUCAAGUUCCGUCGGACAGACCGUCUAUGUCGACCGUGGUGAGUAUGCUCGAAGGACACUCCACGGUGGAUGUUGAGAAGCUUCUUGAAGCUUCAUUCAACAGAGGAAACGAGAAAGACGAAGAGAGCGUGAGAGCGAUGAAGAAGCAUUACGCAAUGAUAGGUGGAGAGGUGAUGACGAAUGUGACUGAUCAGACUACAACCACAGACGGACCAUUCACGUCGUCUUCUACGUCCACGGCCAACGCCGGUGAUCUUUACCCUGUUAAGCUUGAUUCUGCUUAUUGGAACUCUAGAGUUUGAUCAUGCAUGGUUUAUGUUUUUGCAAGAAACAAAUCAAAAAUUAAAUUACGGAGCAAGUAAUUACGACUCUCUUUGUUUUGCUUUUUGUAAAGUAUUCUUUUAACGUUUAUUUAAGACAAUUUGAAGA